AUGCAAGAUCUUGACGGGUGUGGAUGUGACAUCCUGCCAGGACCGGGUUCGUCCUUUCUCCAGCGACUCAUCGGAUGGCUUCCUAAUUUGAUUAUGAUUCACUUUAAUAAAAUUUAAGUCUAAUACAACAUUGAACAAAAUUACUAUCUACGGCAAAAUAUAAUGAACACGAACGUUUUUUUGAAUAUCUCGAACAUGGAAGCAGCUAUCGAUCUGCAGCUUUCACCAUUGAAUACGCAAAGUAGGGGAAAAUACAAUGAUAUCAAAUUCAUUAGUGUUGAAAAAAAUAUUGUGGUCUUUGGAAACUUGAACUAGAAUCGGACUUCCGCAAUCCAGGAUCUUUCGUUAGAUUCUGAGUUUGAAAAAUGGAUUAGAUCUAUGGUAUGUUGCUUUGUAUUUUUUGUAAGUUUAAGAAUUUUACCCUUUCACAUUCAUCUAUUCGAUAGCACCUAAUAAUCACAUGUUCAAUCACUCAAAAUUCGCCGUUCUUUUUUGGAAAAAUAAACAAAAACACAUUUUUAAAGAAUCAAAUGAUUCUGUUUUUUAUUGAAAUUUACUAAUAUCCUGUAUAUAUGAUCGGACCAAGUAACAACAUCAUACUCACGUGUGUAUGCAAAAGAAUAAAUCAGAAAGGCGCAGCAUAAUAGUUUAGUGCAGAGAACAAAAGGAGGAAAAUAGGCCU
Adineta steineri is the source of this 682-nucleotide messenger RNA. The record is from the annotation of a GenBank genome assembly. Lineage: Eukaryota; Metazoa; Rotifera; Eurotatoria; Adinetida; Adinetidae.